Misgurnus anguillicaudatus (oriental weatherfish) is the source of this 1252-nucleotide messenger RNA. It is a transcript of the gene cd164l2, whose product is annotated as CD164 sialomucin-like 2. Lineage: Eukaryota; Metazoa; Chordata; Actinopteri; Cypriniformes; Cobitidae. The record is from RefSeq and is a predicted model, not a curated record. Gene Ontology annotation, cellular component: cytoplasmic vesicle.
GAGCCGUUUGAGCCAAAGCUGGUGACUGACGUAUUCCUGUGGGCGGAGUUUAGUCAACGAACUGUUUUACUGACGUCAUUAAAGCAGGAAAUAGAGGGCUGUAGUCCAAACCAGCCGUUUGUUGUAGGCUUUUAAAGAGGAAUUCUUUUGAAGAAAAUAUAUCGCCUGGCAGUGAACUUUGAGCUUUAUCAUUUUACAGGUGGGUUUUUGUCGGUUUUUGAGAAUGAGGUGUGUGUGGGCUGCACUUUGUGGGAUUGUGCUACUAACAGAGGUUAUUAUAACCAAUUCACAAGAGUCAGAUGAUUCGCCCAGCGGAGGCUGUUUUCAGUUUGACUCAUGUGAUAGCUGCAUCAGUGGAGACCCAGCUCUGAAUCUGACACGAUGUGUCUGGCAAAGCUGUAAUAAUGGAAACGACACAAAAUGCAUGGCUGACACUGAAGAUGUUGGGGACUGCUCUGUCUUCAACGAGACUGGCAUGUGUCAAACUGACUCUGAUGAUGGUACCAAAGAUAACACUGCUGCUGGGUCCACCCCAGAGUUUUCUCAAGCAUCGUUUGACCUGUCCAGCUUCAUCGGAGGAAUCAUCCUGGUGUUGGUGGUGCAGUCGGGGGCAUAUUUUGCCAUGCGAUUCCUCAAAACCAAAGACAGCACAUAUGAGACUAUUGACCAAACACAGUGAAGAAUAGGCAAAGAACAAAAACAAACAAGAUAUGGAUAGGAGAUAAUGAAUGCAGCAUGAGUCGAGGGGAUGCAGUCAUUGUUUACUCUGUUUGGUGGCCUUUAUAUAAAUGAUCGAUUAAUUACAUUCCCUCCUGUCCCUGAAUGAUAUAAAAAAUGUGUGCGUGUGUAAAUAAGAGAUGAGGUGAAAUUAUAUACUAGAAGAUUACUCAUUUAAUGGUGUGGAUUAAUGGUUGCCUCAUUCCUUGUGUUGAUAUCUGUUUUAGGUAUUUACCUUCAUAUUUUAAUCUUUGGUCUGUCUAUUGAUUUAUCUUAAUAUACUGUAAUGUAUGUUAUGUUUAUUAGAGUUACCUGCGACUGGUGUUUCAUUCAGGAAUUUCAUUCAGUUAUAUGUAUGCAUCAUUUCCCCUUUAGGUGUCAGUAAAAUGCAAUUUUUCCCUACCAAAGCCUUAUAAAGGGAUGGUUCACUCAAAAAUGAAAAUUUGGUCAUCAUUUACUGGCCCAUAUGUUACAAACCUGUAUAAAUUUCUCCUUUGUCUGUUGAACACAAAGGAAGAUAGUUGUAAUGAAGCAG